Tarenaya hassleriana is the source of this 1044-nucleotide messenger RNA. RefSeq names its product protein C2-DOMAIN ABA-RELATED 11-like. Lineage: Eukaryota; Viridiplantae; Streptophyta; Magnoliopsida; Brassicales; Cleomaceae. The coding region runs from base 384 to 899 and encodes 171 amino acids. The transcript has 4 exons. The record is from RefSeq and is a predicted model, not a curated record.
AAUCAGCUCUCUCUCUAUCUCUCUCUCUCUCUGUGGUGAAUCUUGCCCAUCGGUUUUUUUAUUUUUAUUUUCUAAAGCUGGCAAUUUUCUCAGUGGAACUUCGCUUACAGUUACCCAUCAGAGGGUUUGCAGAUUUUUAUUGUUGGGUGUUUAAACUCAUUGUUAGGGUUUUUCGUUCGAGAAACAGGAAGGCUGAGGCUUUUUCAUUCGUUUCCCGUUAUCUGCAAUUACAUCUGUUUCUUUCUCUUGAUCAAGUUGAGAUUUUCAUCUGCAGCUAUAAGGUUUCUGUGUGUGCGCGCGCGCGUGCGUGCAAGGAAGUGGGCCUUUUUCAAUCACAUAUCUGUGGAUUGUCCGCAUAGAUUGCUUCAAGUCCGGGGUCUUAGAUGGCCGAACCGCUGGGACUGCUGAGGGUGACCGUAGUUCAGGGAAAAAAGCUGGCGAUCCGAGAUUUCAAGACUAGCGAUCCUUAUGUCAUAGUCAAACUGGGCAGCCAGUCAGCCAAGACCAAAGUGAUCAACAAUUGCCUCAAUCCUGUCUGGAACGAAGAAUUAAGUUUUACCCUCACAGAUCCUGCAGCUGUUCUCACACUGGAGGUAUUUGAUAGAGAUCGGUUCAAGGCAGAUGACAAGAUGGGCCAUGCCCAUCUCAGCCUUCAACCGCUCGUCUCCGUUGCUAGACUGAAGCACAUCAUACGUGUCUCCUCAGGUGAGACAAUGCUUAGAAAGGUCUUGCCAGAUUCAGACAACUGUGUUUCGCGUGAGAGCACCAUCAGUUGCAUAAGUGGGGAGGUAGUUCAGAGUGUGUGGCUGAGGCUUUGUGCAGUUGAGUCGGGUGAGAUAGAGCUGAAGAUCAAAUUUGUGGAUCUGCCUGCCCAGCCAACGCCUAAUGAGCAAGUGUAAUCUCUGUAAUUUCCCCCUAGACGUUUUGUUAUGCAUUGUUUCAAAUGAAAUGUGAGGGCUUGAAAUGGCUAGUUCAUGUGUUCCAGAUUAAUUGUAUUAUACAUAGACCAAUAAUAAUUCAAUGCAAGACUGUAUGUUGUUGUUG